UCUCCCUCUCCCGUUGCCUACAGUAAUGGAGCCUUCCAAAAUCUUUGGAGGCAAAGAAGAAUGCCAUAGCAGUGAAUCAGGGUGGACAAUGUACAUUGGAUCCCCCAUACAAGGUGGUGAUGACGACGACGAUGACAAUGGACACAGUGAAGCUGAUGAUGAUGCUUAUGCUGGUGGUCAUGCUGAUGAAACAUAUGCCAAUCACGAAGCUGACAGUGAUGAUUCCAUGGCUUCUGAUGCUUCUUCUGGUCCAAGCCAUCAAGGGGUUCAGUUUCAUGGAAAUAUGGAGGGAGGUCAUGGCACGUCCUAUUUCAAGCAUGACGAGGAUGAAGAGGAAGGCAACUGUUACUCGGACAAGAAAGCUAAGAAAUCAGUGGAGAAGCAAAAGCUUGGAAUGAAAAAGAAAGAAAAUAAAGAAGAGAAAGAACAGAUGACAUUCAAUGCAAAAGGAGCUACUACUUCUCGAAGUGGUUCCAAGGUAAGAAAAAGUAUGUGGCUGGGGAAAAGAAAGUAGAACUGGUUCUUUUUGUCCUUUCUUUCCCCCACUUUUCUGUUCUGUUGGGUGUUUUGCAGGGAAAACGUGUAUCAGCAUAAGAACCUAGCUAUCUAUAUCAUAUGUUUUUUGUUUUCAAAG
Durio zibethinus is the source of this 634-nucleotide messenger RNA. Its product is annotated as protein SOB FIVE-LIKE 3-like. Gene Ontology annotation, biological process: cytokinin biosynthetic process. Lineage: Eukaryota; Viridiplantae; Streptophyta; Magnoliopsida; Malvales; Malvaceae. The record is from RefSeq and is a predicted model, not a curated record.